Molecule: messenger RNA, 234 nt
Organism: Cetraspora pellucida
Lineage: Eukaryota; Fungi; Glomeromycota; Glomeromycetes; Diversisporales; Gigasporaceae
Source: the annotation of a GenBank genome assembly
AUGAAAAAUUCUAAUAUCAAAAAACCAUUAAUUGAAAUUACGCGUCAAGCCAAUAAUUUAAUUGACUCAUCUAUUAAUGAUUCAGUUAACUUGCCUAUUAAUCAAAGCAAUGCUGAUGAAGAUACUAUAGAUAAUAGCAAUGCUGUUUUUGAAUUUGAGAUAUUAAAUCAGUCAUUAAAUGAAAUUACAAGAUCUAUUCAUGAACAAAUUGAAAAUAGAAGUGGAUACAAAUAG